Molecule: messenger RNA, 1233 nt
Organism: Penicillium canariense
Lineage: Eukaryota; Fungi; Ascomycota; Eurotiomycetes; Eurotiales; Aspergillaceae
Exons: 6
Coding region: 1-1233 (410 amino acids)
Biological process (GO): oxalate metabolic process
Cellular component (GO): cell wall
Source: RefSeq, a predicted model, not a curated record
AUGCGGUUCCCAAGCCUUGCCCUUGUUGGUCUUCUGUCAAGCUCUGUGCUAGCUGUACCCAAGUUCAACAAACGGUCUGAUCCUGGGAACAGCGGGCAGCCCAUCAACAAUGAAAAUGGGAAAGGUGCUCCUCUACUAGGAGGAACUAAUAAACCGGUGGAUCUUCAGAACCCAGAUCAGCUGCGCACUCCAAGCACUGAUAAUGGCUUUGUCCCCAAUGUCAAAUGGAGUUUCUCCCAGUCUCAGACAAGGUUAUUUCCUGGCGGUUGGUCGCGUGAGCAAGUCAUUCAAGAUCUGCCACAAAGCCAUGAUAUCGCUGGUGCUCAACAGCAUCUGAAGAAGGGGGCCAUCCGUGAACUGCAUUGGCACAGAGUGGCUGAAUGGGGAUUUGUUUACAACGGAUCUCUACUUCUCACUGGGGUUGAUGAGAACGGAGGUUUCACCACCGAGAAGCUCGAGACCGGUGACAUUUGGUAUUUCCCCAAGGGGGUUGCCCACAAUGUCCAGGGCCUGGAUGACGAGAACGAGUACCUGCUUGCCUUCGAUGACGGUGACUUUGAGAAGAUCGGAACUACUUUCAUGGUCGAUGACUGGAUUGCUCACACCCCCAAGGAAGUCCUUGCGAAGAACUUCGGCGUCGAUGCCGAUGUCUUUGAUAAUGUUCCCACCAAGUUCCCGUAUAUUCUGAACGGUACCGUCAGCUCAGAUGCCAACACGGCGCCUGAGGGUACUCUGAAGGGGGACAGCUCUUAUGUCUACCACACGUAUAAGCACCCCUCAGAGCCCGUCCCUGGUCAUGGUGGGACUUUUCGCAAGGUAGACUCGACCAACUUCCCCAUCUCAAAGACUAUUGCGGCUGCCAUCGUCGAGCUUGAGCCCAAGGGUCUGCGUGAGCUUCACUGGCACCCAAACGCUGAGGAGUGGCUCUACUUCCACCAGGGCAAUGCACGGGCAACAGUCUUCAUCGGCGACUCGAAGGCCCGGACGUUUGACUUUACGGCCGGAGACACCGCUGUCUUCCCGGACAACAGCGGCCACUAUAUCGAGAAUACCUCCGAGACUGAAAAGUUGAUAUGGAUCGAGCUGUAUAAGAGCGACCGUGUGGCCGAUAUUUCGUUGGCUCAGUGGCUCGCGCUGACUCCGGCCGAUACUGUCGCGAACGUUUUGAAGGUGGAUAUCGACGUGAUCCACCACAUCAAGAAACAGAAGCAGCUCCUCGUUCCGGGUAAAUAA